Messenger RNA from Parnassius apollo (apollo), 963 nucleotides. The record is from the annotation of a GenBank genome assembly. NCBI's taxonomy places the organism in Eukaryota, Metazoa, Arthropoda, Insecta, Lepidoptera, Papilionidae.
AUGAACGUGAUAUCGUCGGGUCAACCAACUUACUGGCCAACAGACAAAAGAAAAAUCCCAGAUGUUAUAGAUUUUUGUGUCAGUAAAGGAAUCGCUAAGAACAUCAUAUCGUGCCAGAGUUGCUGGGACUUAUCUUCAGAUCACUCUCCAAUCAUAGUAGAACUACAUACCACCACCCAAGAACGCGCCAGAAAAUGUGUUCUGCAAAACAAUAGAACUAACUGGUCUCUAUUUCGUGAGCUCACAGACAAAGCAUUCCAAGAAUCAGUUAGCCUGAAAUCGGAAGACGAAAUAACGGAAGCGGUGCUAUACUUCAACAAGAGUGUGCAAGAUGCAGCUUGGUUAUCGACCCCACCACUACCAUCUAGAAACCUGGAUACCCAUGUACCGAAACACAUAUUCGAUAAAAUAAUCAAAAAAAGGAGGAUACGAAAACCCUGGCAAACAACCAGAGACCUUGUGGCGAAAAAACAACUCAAUCACGCCAAUAGACAGCUAAAACACAUCCUAGAGAAAGAUCGUAAUGACGGAUUUCAUAAUUACCUCACCGACCUGGAUACUACUGCUUCCUCGGACUACUCUUUGUGGAAAGCCACCAGAAGACUAAAACUGCCUGUCAACGUCUCUCCUCCUAUAAGAAAACCAGAUGGUACCUGGGCACGGACAGACCAGGAGAAAACCAGAACCUUCUCAGAAGACCUCUCCAACGUCUUUACCCCUCACCCAUAUGACGGUUCACCAGAAGAUGCAGCAGAAAUUACUAACCACUCAAAUAACCCAAAAGAUACGCAGGAAAUGCCUCUUAAAUUUACAAAAACAGAAUUUGCUCGAAUAAUUAGAAAAUCAAACGAAAAAAAGACUCCAGGAUACGACCUCAUUACAAACCGAAUAUUACAAGAACUACCUGAAUCUGGCAUAACUUUUCUUACUUCACUAUUUAAUGCCAUGACCAUACAUACAUAA